GCGCAUGCGCAGAUUGGGGAAGGUUCUGGAAGACGGUGGAGCUGCUGCCAUUUUGCGGGAAGAGUAGCAGCUCUAUCUGCCCUGCUGCUUUUCUUACCUAGACUCUAAGAAAUAUCCGAGCCUCCCUCCCCGCAACAUACCCAAAGGAACGGAGAGAACCGGGACAUCCCUGCGGGGACCCGGAACUGACCUGACCGAAUGGCAUCUGAUGACUUUGAUAUAGUGAUUGAGGCCAUGCUGGAAGCUCCCUAUAAAAAAGAAGAGGAUGAGCAACAAAGGAAAGAAGUCAAAAAGGAUUAUCCUAACAAUACCACCAGCAGCACCAGCAACAGUGGCAAUGGGACCAGUGGAAGCAGCACCAUCGGGGAGACAAGCAAGAAGAAGAGGAGUCGGAGCCAUAGUAGAAGCAGGGAUAGAAAGCGCAGUCGUAGUCGAGACCGGGAUCAGCAUAGACGGAGAAACAGUCAGAGUCGAAGUCGAGAUCGGCAGCAUCGUCACCGUAGCCGUAGCUGGGAUCGUCGACGUAGUGAGUCACGAAGUCGGGACCAUCGUCGUGAGGAUCGUGUGCGCUACAGGAGUCCUCCACUUGCCACUGGCCAUAGGUAUGGACACAGUAAGAGUCCUCAUUUCAGAGAGAAGAGCCCAGUCAGGGAGCCAAUUGAUAAUCUGAGUCCUGAGGAGCGUGAUGCCCGUACAGUUUUCUGUAUGCAGUUAGCUGCCCGCAUUAGGCCUCGAGACCUGGAGGACUUUUUCUCUGCUGUAGGCAAGGUUCGUGAUGUACGUAUCAUCUCAGAUCGGAACUCACGCCGUUCUAAGGGCAUUGCCUAUGUGGAAUUCUGUGAAAUCCAGUCUGUGCCACUGGCCAUUGGGCUAACUGGGCAACGGUUGCUGGGAGUGCCUAUCAUUGUACAGGCUUCACAGGCAGAGAAAAACCGACUGGCAGCCAUGGCCAACAACCUGCAAAAGGGCACUGGUGGACCAAUGCGCCUCUAUGUGGGUUCCCUGCACUUCAAUAUCACUGAAGACAUGCUCCGAGGCAUCUUUGAGCCCUUUGGUAAAAUUGAUAAUAUUGUCCUGAUGAAGGACUCAGAUACAGGCCGCUCUAAAGGUUAUGGUUUCAUCACGUUCUCUGACUCUGAGUGUGCCCGGCGGGCCCUGGAACAGUUGAAUGGCUUUGAGCUUGCCGGUCGACUUAUGAGGGUUGGCCAUGUGACUGAGCGACUGGAUGGUGGCACAGAUAUCACUUUCCCUGAUGGGGACCAGGAGCUGGAUCUGGGAUCAGCAGGUGGACGUUUGCAGCUGAUGGCCAAACUGGCAGAAGGCUCUGGAAUCCAACUGCCAACUACUACUGCUGCUGCUGCUGCCGCCGCCGCCCAAGCUGCUGCCUUGCAGCUGAAUGGAGCAGUUCCCUUGGGCGCCCUGAACCCAGCAGCUCUGACUGCUCUGAGUCCAGCCCUGAACCUUGCCUCCCAGUGCUUCCAGCUCUCCAGCCUCUUUACCCCUCAGACCAUGUAAAUCAGUGGCACAGCAGACUGCCUCCCUGUGCCUCUGGGUCCUGCUACUUCACAUCUACUCUUCCAUGGCCCCAUCUCUCAAUUUUGUGGACCAAGCCAUCCUGAGGGCAUGGACAUUGUCUCUGAGGGAACUGGGGCCACCCUUAAGACACCAAGAAGAGCUCCUGCUCAUGGCCCCACUGGAAAUGGACUCUCCUGAGCAAAGCGCCCAGUUGAAGAAAGCAGAAUCUACACCUGCAUUGAGUACCUGUUUCUCCAUGUGUAUUGUCUCUGAGAUGACCUUCUUGCCCUUUCCUACACCUUAAUGAUUCCUCAGUUCCUCCCCCAUUGGGAAGGCCAUAGGGCAUUAACUGAAGGCACUGACCUCUCUCCUUUUCCUGAACCUUUACCCUUCAACCUGUCAAGGAAAACCCUUAGGACCUCUGAAUCAAAAGGACUGAGUUUGUGGGGUGAGCCUUGAAGGUGAUCUUUUCUGCUACAAGGGCCCUACAAGAUAGCAUGGAUUCGUGCAUUGAGAAGCCAACCUCAGACCUUGAGGCCAGCUUGAGGCCAGACCUACUGUAGACUCAGCAUCUUGCUAGGAGGCAUGGGAGUGAUCUAUCCUGCCAGGCAUUUAGGGGCUUUCAGGAAUUUAAAGAGGUGGAGUGUACCUUUCGUGUCUUCCAUCUUCCUUUGAAUACUUGUCCUUCCUCGCAAGUCCUCCCUUUGGCCCAGGGUGGGAGGAUGGAGGGAGGCUGCUACUAUCUACCACUUCCUGUGUGCCUCCACUGUGGCCUCAACCCUGGCAGUUAAAGCUGCUCCCAUUUCCGACCUGGGCAUGUGUGAGUCCUUCUCACUGGAUUUUAUCCCCUUGUGUCUGUGUACAUAAAUAUAUAUGUAUGUAUGUGUGUGUGUGUGUGUGUGUAUAUAUAUAAAAACUUUGUACAAAAGGCAAGCCACCUCCUUGUGUCAGCUGUCGCCCAUUUGUGUGUGGUCUCUGUUGUGUGUCUGUCCGACAACUUCUUAUGAGCCCAAACCAUGAUGUUUCUAGGGAUUAUAAAAGAUUAGUAGCACCA
Molecule: messenger RNA, 2569 nt
Organism: Cebus imitator (Panamanian white-faced capuchin)
Lineage: Eukaryota; Metazoa; Chordata; Mammalia; Primates; Cebidae
Gene: RBM23
Product: RNA binding motif protein 23
Exons: 14
Coding region: 199-1515 (438 amino acids)
Biological process (GO): mRNA processing
Cellular component (GO): nucleus
Molecular function (GO): RNA binding
Source: RefSeq, a predicted model, not a curated record